Molecule: messenger RNA, 780 nt
Organism: Rubroshorea leprosula
Lineage: Eukaryota; Viridiplantae; Streptophyta; Magnoliopsida; Malvales; Dipterocarpaceae
Source: the annotation of a GenBank genome assembly
CCUGUAAAUCACAAUUCAAAAUCACAAAUUUGUUUCAAUAUACAUAAAGAAAUCAUGUUGAACAAAUUCGCCCGCUGCUUAGGAUGUCACCAGCGCAGCAACGGUUAUUCCGCUUUUCAUCAUGAAACCUGGCAAUCUCAAGACGACUAUCAGGAUUCAGGAGAGUUAUUCCAUGGUCAAUGCCUACAUGGGUUCUACUCCUCCACCCCCCAAUCCCCAGAUGAUGUUUGAGGGGGUCACUUUACAUCAGGAAGCCUGGAACGACGACAAAAAGAUGAGCCAAAAUCUAAUAGGGCGUGGCGGAAGUCUGUCUCAGAGUGGGUGGGAAGGCAGAGCUGCAGCUGGGAUCGGGCAUGGCAGUAGCUUUGACGAGAAGAACGGGUUCAAUUGUGUGGACGGGUGUAUGGCGCAAUAUCAGACUUGCAUUAACAUGGUGGCUAGUUCUCCGGGGACGGUGACGUAUGAAGCGGUUAGAUAUGAAUGGGAAGAUGAGGAUUCGUGUCGUCGGCGGCGGUUAGACGAUGGUACCAAGUGGCAGUGCAGUGGCUACCGUCAGAAUUGGCAAAACCCCCACUUAAGCCCUCAAACUUACCCCAAAAUAGUAUUUAAGCCCCUAAAUUAAAAAUGAAGCGGAUUAGCCCUCUAACUUCACCAAUGAUGCAAAUAAGGCCUUCUCAUUCAUGAGUGUUCAUACUUUCAAUGUGAUAUUUAACAUGAAAUACUGUUUGACUCAUUGUGAGAAGAGUUUAUUUGUAUUAUUAAUAAAGUCAGAGGGUUUGU